AUGGUGAAUAACGUCGUUCCGGUUGCACUUCCUCAAAGAUCAAAUAAGAUGCGUAUGCUUAUAAUUCUUAAUGUGUUCUUAUUUUCAUGUCUAUUCUUAACUAAAUUUGACUUCAAUUUACCUCGUACAAUGUUUCAAGGCAUAUUGAAUCCUUCAGUUAACUACAAUAAAAGCAAUACAACAAUUGCAUCCAUAACUAAAAACAAUACUAUUCCAAUCAUUGAUAAGAAAAUAAAUGUACUGAAUAACUCAAAAAUUAUUGGAAAUUCAAGUACAUCUGAUCAACCUAAAGAAGCAUUUGUAACAUUUUGCAAUAAUGAACGAUCAUAUUUAGCGCUUUUGAACGUUUUAUUAGAUUCUAUUCAUGCUUUUUCAACAAGACCUAUUAUUGCUUUUGGAAUUGAUGUUGAUCUAAAUGUUGAUACAAAAAAAUAUCCACGACUUAUUAAACGACGUAUAUCACAACGCGAUUGUGGUCCAUCAGUUUUCUUCUGUAAAAUACAUGCUAUUGUCAGUAGCAAUCUUGAUUAUGGAGUUUUAAUGGAAACAGAUGAUGUCGUUAAUUAUAAUGUUGAUCUACUCUUUGACGUUCUUCAUGUUUGGCCUCAUCCAGUACCGAUUUCGCCUCGUCAUCCCGAUGAUCCACAGAAUUAUUUUGGUUUCAUGAAUACAUUCAAUGUUUCUCGACGUACUACACAUUAUAUACAUGCUCAUAUGAUUUGGAACUAUCAUGCAAUGCCAUUUCUACGAAAUCUUCGAUCACUUUUGCGGGCCGGUAAUUUUCGAGGAGCCAAUUGGGAUGAAACCGCUGUUAAUGUAAUGUUAUGGAAAGCUGGAGCUGAUCAUACACUAUGCAAAUAUGAUCCUUAUUUUACAUACGUUGAUACAUAUGAACGUUGGCCUAAUAUUACAAACUGUAGUCAAUAUUGUCAUACGGUGUUUCUUACAUUACAUGGUUCUAAAGAUGCCGAGGUUUCAGCAUCACUUUUAAAACGACUUAUAAAACUGAAAGGGACACCAACUUUACAGACACGAGGUAUGGGUGGUCUCUAUCAUGUGAAUGACACUAAAGUAACGUGUUGUUAUCCAGAUACUGAACCAUCACCUCUGCAUCCACUUUUAUGUAAACAUCCUCCAGCUUAA
Adineta steineri is the source of this 1143-nucleotide messenger RNA. The record is from the annotation of a GenBank genome assembly. Lineage: Eukaryota; Metazoa; Rotifera; Eurotatoria; Adinetida; Adinetidae.